Molecule: messenger RNA, 1479 nt
Organism: Pogoniulus pusillus (Red-fronted tinkerbird)
Lineage: Eukaryota; Metazoa; Chordata; Aves; Piciformes; Lybiidae
Product: serine/threonine-protein kinase PAK 3-like
Exons: 11
Biological process (GO): protein phosphorylation; intracellular signal transduction; regulation of axonogenesis
Cellular component (GO): cytoplasm
Molecular function (GO): protein serine/threonine kinase activity; ATP binding
Source: RefSeq, a predicted model, not a curated record
AUGAAGACGCCAAGGGCUUGGAGUUCUCCUACCGUGACGUAUGUGCCAAGCAGCAGCACAGAAUCAUCCUCCAAAUCACCAUCUGAAUCGUCAUAUGAAGCAUCAUCUGAAGCGUCAUCUGAAUCAUCAUCCAAAACAUCAUAUGAAGCAUCAUCCGAAGCGUCAUAUGAAUCAUCAUCCGAAUCAUCAUCCAAAUCACCAUCUGAAUCAUCAUAUGAAGCAUCAUCUGAAGCUUCAUCUGAAUCAUCAUCCGAAUCAUCAUCCAAAUCACCAUCUGAAUCAUCAUAUGAAGCAUCAUCUGAAGCUUCAUCCGAAUCAUCAUCAGAAACAUCAUCAGACUGUUCUCGUGAAAACUGUUCCCGUGAAAAAAGUGAAGAGGAUGAUGAGAAGGAGAAUGAAGAUAACGACGAGAAAGAUAAUAAUGAUUCUCCAUCUGUUAGGGCAACAUGUCCCAAAAAUGGAAAAGGGAACUGCCCAGGCUCUGCAAUCAAUCCUGACCCUGCAUCAGCACCAGCAGCCACUCCUCAGCCUGAAGCCGCAAAGAAAAAGACUUCAUGCAGCAAGUCAGACGGGCAGAGGAAGAAACCCAAGGAGACAAAAACAGAGCUCCUCCUAGAGAAACUGCGCAGCCUUUUGAGUGUGGGAGAUCCUAAGCAGAAAUACAUGCUGUUGGCAAAAAUUGGUAAAGGGGCAUCGGGAAGAGUUUAUCGUGCACGUGAAUAUGACACAGGACGAGAGGUGGCCAUAAAGCAAUUGAAAUUCCUAACCACGCCAGUAAAACGUUUACUAAGAGAAAUCCUGAUCCCGAAGGAGAAUAAGCAUCCCAACAUUGUGAACUAUUUAGAGAGCUACGGAGUCAAUUCUCACCUCUGGGUGGUGAUGGAAUACAUGUCUGGAGGCUCUCUGGCUGGCCUCGUUCAUAAUGUGCGUAUGCAUGAAAGACAGAUAGCAGUUGUCUGCAGGGAGUGCCUGCAAGGCCUGGCUUUCCUUCACUCAAACCAAGUGAUCCACAGAGACAUCAAAAGUGACAAUAUCCUCCUUGGAAUGGAUGGAUCUGUCAAGCUGGCUGAUUUUGGCUUGUCUACUCAUACCACCCCUAAGAAGAGUAGGAGGACAUCAAUGGUCGGGACUCCUUACUGGAUGGCACCGGAAGUGGCAAGAGAAGAACCAUACGGCCCUAAAGUGGACAUCUGGUCACUUGGCAUCACGGCAAUAGAAAUGGUGGAAGGAGAACCUCCUUACUUUGACCAACGUCCUCACAAGGCGAUAAAACUGAUAGCCCAGAACAGAACACCAAAGCUGAAGAACCCCGGGAAACAUUCCCUGCUGUUGUGUGACUUUCUGAACUGCUGCCUGGAGGUGGAUGAGAACAGGCGAUGGUCAGCUGAGCAGCUUCUGGAGCAUCCAUUUUUACAAUCAGCCAAGUCGCUCUCCAGUCUGACUCCUCUCAUCAUGGCGGCAAAGCAACUGAAUGAGAAG